Molecule: messenger RNA, 1782 nt
Organism: Diaporthe citri
Lineage: Eukaryota; Fungi; Ascomycota; Sordariomycetes; Diaporthales; Diaporthaceae
Exons: 3
Coding region: 1-1782 (593 amino acids)
Biological process (GO): proteolysis
Molecular function (GO): serine-type endopeptidase activity; tripeptidyl-peptidase activity
Source: RefSeq, a predicted model, not a curated record
AUGCUGUCGGCACUCCUCGGCGUAGUAUUCGUUCUUUUCGCAAAUCCUAAUCUGGCAUUAGAGUCCAACCUUGUCCAAGUCGAGCACCUCAGAUCAGCACCAGCGCCAUGGGCGAUCUCCCGUCAAGCAGACCCGGGACAACGGUUCCAACUGUCGAUCGCGCUGGACCGGAGCAAGCAUGUUGAGGACAAGCUCUAUGCCGUGUCCACACCGGGCCAUGAGAAUUAUCGCAAGCAUCUUACCAGAGCUGAGGCCCAGGCACUGCUGAGCUCCGACAGCGAGACCUCCGGGAACGUCAAGGCUUGGCUCAUUAGCAACGAUGUCAACCCUUCUGAUAUCAGGGAUGACAAGCAUUGGAUCCGGGUGACCACCACUGUGGAGAAAGCCAACCGCAUGCUGGACUCCGACUUCGCCUGGUACAAACACAUGGGCAGCGGUAAAGAGGUGCUGAGGACGCUGCGUUACUCCCUACCACAGGAGAUGAAAUCCGAUAUCUCGCUGAUCACGCCCACUACACGUUUCUGUUCACACCCAAUGAUGCACCAGCCCAGACCAGUCCAGAACACCGAGUCCGCGGCUGAUACACAGCUUCCCGAGGAACUGCGCAGGUUGAGGACGAGAGGCUUCGCGGGCACGAACCAGCGCCUGACCCAACAGAAAGCUGCCGCCCAGGUCGACGCAUCAUGUAAUACCACAAUUACUCCAAGCUGUGUGCGUGCUCUGUACAACAUGCCGUCGAACUUGACCUUGAGCAAGGCCAGGGGCCUCGGCGUUUACUCGUCCCAGAACCAGGUGCCGAAGUUCGCGGACUUUGCACUCUUUGCAAAGACCGUCGACCCAACAUCACCGACAACCAACUUUUCCUUCCUGAGCAUCAACAACGCCACCAUUGACCAGAACCAGAACGAGGCUAGCAACCAGGAGCUCCAGUUCGACGUCCAGUACACCGCCACGCUAUCUAGCCCCGUGCCCAACAUCGUGACCGCCGUGACCGGCGACGGGCCCAUCCAGCCAGAGCUGGGCAACGUGCCAGGGGACUCGACGGAGCCGUGGCUGAUCUGGCUCGACGCCAUGCUCGCCCUUCCCGAUGACCAACUCCCUCAUACCAUCACGACCUCGUUCGGUGAGAACGAGCAGUCCCUGCCCGACGGGUACGUGCAGCAGAUCUGCAACCAGUUCGGCGCUCUAGGCGCCAGGGGCGUGACCAUGUUCGCCGCGAGCGGCGACAGCGGGCCCGGCAACGCGUGCGUGUCCAACGACGGGAAAAACAGCACCAAGUUCGACGCCGUCUUCCCGGGGUCGUGCCCCUUCGUAACCGCCGUGGGCGGGACGCGCGGCACGGCUCCCGAGCGGGCCCUGUCCUUCUCGUCGGGCGGCUUCUCGGAGCGCUUCGCAAGGCCCGCCUACCAGGAUAAGGCGGUGCCGGCGUACCUGAGCGGCACCAUCGGGAACCAGUUCCAGGGCCUAUUUAAUGCGUCCGGACGCGGGUUCCCGGACGUCAGCGCGCAGAGCUUCAACGCGACCUUUGCUGAUCAGGGGAAGGUCCUGGUCGGCUUCGCUGGUACGAGUGCGGCCGCACCCAUCUGGGCAGGCAUGGUAGGACAGGUCAAUGCUGCUCUCAUAGCGCAGAACAAAGCACCCAUGGGAUUCAUCAACCCGUGGCUAUACGGCGCUGGGCUGUCUGCAAUGAAUGAUAUCACCACUGGCGCAUCCGUUGGGUGUAAUGGUAAAAGUGGAUUUGGCGAAACCCUCCCACCAGAGCUUGGGGCCAAGGUACUAUAG